CGGACGGCUGGAUUUCACAGGUAGUCCACGUGUCACAAUCUAAGCUGCACAGGGUGAGCUGGAAAUGGAAAAAUUUAAUUAGGGAACGAGAGAAAGAUGGGUUUGAAAACUUUUCCCGCCUAAACGAAUCGCUGGAAUCGGUGGGGUCCUAGGGAGCGUCCCAUUAUAACUAAGCCACUUUCUUUUCUCUAUUGCCCUUUCCUUCUCCAACACAGGCUGUUAGUUGUACUGCUUUACUGUGAACUCUGAUUCCCAAUUCUGCCACCACCCUCGAUCGCGAAAGGAAAAUGGAAGCCACCGCAGUCACCGAGCAGAAUCAGCAGCCGGAUUCCGGCGCCGCUUCCGCUUCUUCUGGGGGUUCGAUCGGGAGAACGAAGCUGCGAUAUCCUCUAAGAUCCGCGGUGAAGUCCAAGGAGGAGAAACCGCCGGCAGUUGCCGAUUCCACCACCUCUGCUUCGUCGAGGAGGGGAAGACAGGCAUCCAGUGUGAGUAAAAGCGUAGGGGUGCUGGAUCUUUCUGCUAAGGGCAAAUCAUCAGCCAAACCCCCCAGAAGACUGUCCAACCCUACCAAGCCCGUCGUAGGUACUCCAUACCCUAGGCAUGGCGGAAACAUACCAGCAAUAUCUGAGACCAGAAGCAAGAGGAAUGCCAUCAGCCAAGGAAAGAUCGAAACACCUCCUUCUGAUGCCUCGAGGGCUUCCGUUCCACGGACCUUCAACAGGCUGUCCUCGGCUUCGUACUGGUUGGCACAGAUCAAGCUCUCUGAAUCUUCAGCCAAGCACUUGGUUUCUCUGGGUUUCUUCAAACUCGCCCUGGAAGCUGGAUGUGAGCCUCUUCAAAAGAUGCGCGAUGAGCUCAAGUCUUAUGUGCGGCGAUUUGAGCUUAGUGAGCUUGAAGAGUCCAAGGAGCUGUUUAAGAAGUACAAUAUCUCUGAGAAUCAAGUUCAAGAGCAGCAGCAGGUGCAAGUCUCAGUUUCUGUGACCUACUCUCAGGCACCAGAAGAGGGAACUCGAUCAUCAUCUGAUGAGGAAUUCCAUAGUUCCUCUUCUACCGCAGGAACCAUGAAACUGAGACCCAGGUCGUUAAAUGCUGGUGCUCGAUCAGUCAAGAAAGAGGCCACCAAAAAGACUGCUGCUGGUGCUACCACCAAGAGUAAAGUUUCUUCACUCUCAAGCAAGACUACCGUGAAUAACAAGUCUGUCUCAGAGGCUGGAGCUGGUAAGUUGCAGAAGAAAACCCAGAAGCCAAUCAAGCAGGAUGCAGUUGUGAAGAAAGGGAAGGAUCAGGUCAAGAAGAAACCAGGAAACAAGUCUUCACCUGAAGCAGGUGAAGAACAACUCAGCCUUGUACCUGUUACUGCCUGUAUAACCGAGGAGAACAAAGAAAACAUGGAUGAAACACCAAUGGAGGAAAUAGGUACGACUGAAGUCGCUUAAGGAAGAGAGCAAUGAGUAAUUUGAAGCUAUAUAAUUACUACAUUCGUUGGUUGAACUUUUGCAUCCUGAUUAUGGAUUUGUCUUCAGUGUUUUACAUUAGUGGGGACUUUUCCUUUGUAUAGAAAGGAGAUCAAAUAUUAUGUUUUUUUUUAUCCUUUGAGUUGCUUUAAGUUUGGGUGUGAGGAAAGGAAAUCGUCUUUUCUGUUGGUUCUUUUAGCUUGAAAGUUUGUAUCGAGAAUUCUUGUGGUUUGUUCAUCUAUGGAGGAGAUUGCUUUGGUUUUCUUAUGUUUUCUCCCGUCCACUUGAGCUCUAAUCUCAGUGAAUCAGAUAUCCCAUCACUUUGGUAGCCAACUUCAACAUGUUCAUCAAGUGUUCUAGGAGUGCCAAGUACUUUUGAGUUUUGACAAGAAUAGUUACUUUGAUGAACUUGGGACUGGGUAGUCUUUGAGAUUUGGAAAGAACUGAGAAUUGUUGGGGGGGGGGGGGGGGGGGGGGGGGGGGGGGGGGAAUCUUGCAAAGUGGAAGAAAAAGAUGGACUUGUUGGGCGAGCAGAUUGGGGGAAAAAAGAAUAUUGCAAAAU
Messenger RNA from Linum trigynum, 2016 nucleotides. The record is from the annotation of a GenBank genome assembly. NCBI's taxonomy places the organism in Eukaryota, Viridiplantae, Streptophyta, Magnoliopsida, Malpighiales, Linaceae.